AUGGAGGAAGAAGACAAACAAUACUUGCUACAGGCAAUUUUUGAUGUGAUAAAUUCCAUCGACCGUUUUUCACAGUCUCGAGACACUAAUGUAGACUACCAAGAGCUUAUGCUGAAACUUGAUUUUUUACAACGGUUACUAGUAAAUAUGAAUCUUGAUGAUUCGAUAUGUGCAAACGUUGGAGAGGCAUAUAAUAUUCUCUUCAAUAUGGAACAAAUGGAACACCAAUCCAGACAAGAACUCCAAACGCGAAGUGAAGAAAAUAAUGCUGCUAGACAAGUUUCUCGAGCAAGUCGUGGCCGACCCUCGUACGAUAUAAAAGAAGAACAAUUAUCGUUUCUUCUUGAAAAGGGGUUCAAGGUUUCCGAAAUCAGCAAAAUAAUCGGG
Molecule: messenger RNA, 387 nt
Organism: Paramuricea clavata
Lineage: Eukaryota; Metazoa; Cnidaria; Anthozoa; Malacalcyonacea; Plexauridae
Source: the annotation of a GenBank genome assembly